AUGUUCUCCAAGAUUCAGAACACAGCGCUACUUGCCCUCGCCGGCUGGGCAACUCUGGUGCAGGCUGCUUCAAUCCGUCUCCAGUCGCGUGACCUCACCUUCGACUACAACAACGACAAAGUUCGUGGAGUGAAUCUGGGAGGCUGGCUGGUUCUGGAACCAUGGAUCACUCCAUCGAUCUUCGAACAGGGCGGCGACGGCGCCAUCGAUGAAUACACAUUGACCCAGAUCCUGGGAAAGGAUCAGGCGCAGAGCGUCCUGUCCAGCCAUUGGAACAGCUGGAUCACCGCCGAUGACUUCCAACAGAUCAAGAAUGCCGGCAUGAACCACGUCCGCAUUCCUGUAGGCUACUGGGCGGUCAAUCCCUUGGAGGGCGAGCCCUAUGUCCAAGGCCAACUCGAUGUGCUCGACAAUGCCAUCGGAUGGGCCAGGGAGGCAGGCCUGAAGGUGAUCAUCGACCUGCACGGAGCACCCGGUUCGCAGAACGGGUUUGACAACAGUGGACGUCGGGGUCCGAUCGAGUGGUCGAAGCAAGCAAACUCUGUCAACCAGACCCUGGACGCCAUCCAGGCCCUGGCCGAAAGAUACGCACAACACGCCGAUGUUGUGACAGCCAUCGAGGCGCUCAACGAACCAUUCACCGUCUUGGGUGACCAAGGGGUGCAGCUUGACGUGCUGAAGCAGUAUUACUAUGACACCUGGGGACGGAUUCGUGACCAGAACCACGACACGGUGGAGGUCCUGCAUGACGGUUUCCAGGACGUCGAUUCGUGGAACGGCUUCAUGGGGCCUACUUCGGGGGUCUGGAACGUGAUGAUGGACACCCACCAUUACGAGGUCUUUGACAACGGUCUCCUGGCCAUGAGUCCUGACCUGCAUGUCCAGACUGCGUGCUCGUUUGGAAAGGGCAAGCUCGUCAACACGGACAAGUGGACGAUUGUGGGUGAAUGGACGGGAGCCAUGACCGACUGCGCCAAGUACCUCAACGGCCGUGGCAUUGGCGCGCGCUACGAUGGUACUUACCAGGGCAGCUCGUACAUUGGCAGCUGCGACGGGAAGAGUCAGGGUGCAGUGACGGCUUUGUCGGAGGAAGACAGGACCAACAUUCGCCGAUUUAUCGAGGCGCAGAUGGAUGCGUUCGAGCUGAAGACGGGUUGGCUGUACUGGACGUGGAGGACCGAGGGCGCCCCGGAGUGGGAUAUGAAGGCGCAGAUGGAAGCCGGCGUGUUCCCUAACCCUGUGACUGCGAGGCAGUACCCUGGACAGUGCGGUUAA
This is a messenger RNA of Rasamsonia emersonii CBS 393.64, 1275 nucleotides long. RefSeq names its product exo-beta-1,3-glucanase. Gene Ontology annotation, cellular component: extracellular region; cell surface. The record is from RefSeq and is a predicted model, not a curated record. Gene Ontology annotation, molecular function: glucan exo-1,3-beta-glucosidase activity. NCBI's taxonomy places the organism in Eukaryota, Fungi, Ascomycota, Eurotiomycetes, Eurotiales, Trichocomaceae. Bases 1 to 1275 code for a protein of 424 amino acids. Gene Ontology annotation, biological process: glucan catabolic process. The transcript has 3 exons.